Molecule: messenger RNA, 2709 nt
Organism: Phyllopteryx taeniolatus (common seadragon)
Lineage: Eukaryota; Metazoa; Chordata; Actinopteri; Syngnathiformes; Syngnathidae
Gene: vti1b
Product: vesicle transport through interaction with t-SNAREs 1B
Exons: 6
Coding region: 316-999 (227 amino acids)
Biological process (GO): macroautophagy; intra-Golgi vesicle-mediated transport; intracellular protein transport
Cellular component (GO): Golgi apparatus; SNARE complex; ER to Golgi transport vesicle membrane
Molecular function (GO): SNARE binding; SNAP receptor activity
Source: RefSeq, a predicted model, not a curated record
CCUUCAUUUUGACGCUAGGUAAAAGUAGAACAUACAUUUUUAACAUUGAACUUAGCAAACCAUAAAUAUAUACAGAAUGUACCAUAAUACAAGUUUUAUUUGAUGAUUUAAAAAAGCAUUUCAAGCCACUCUGUUUGAUUUUUAAACUGGAGGUUUUUUUUUGGUUUUUUUUUGCCCUUCGAUCACGAGGACCAUCAUGCGGAAAGAAUUGUCUUGCUCACUGCUUGACUCAACGCUGUAACUUCUUUAUUUGGCUCCGCGGUGCCCUGUAAUAAACCCCCAAAAGGAGCGAACGUGUAUUCUGGAUCAACUACAAUGUCGUCGGAGGAAUUUGAGAAGUUGCACGAAAUCUACAGGUCCCUAUACGAAGAGCUGAAGCUAAUGCCGGAGAGGCUGCUGAGGAGCAAUGGCGAGGAGAAGAAGAGCUUGCUGAGGGCCUUCGAAGAGAGGAAAGAGGAGGCGGAAGAAAUUCUGCAGGGAAUGGAAGUGGAGUUGCGCGACGCGCCCCCCUCCUACCGGAAUCCCAUGAGGACCAAGCUGCAUCUCUACCACCGUGACCUCGCCAAGCUGCAGCGGGACGCCAAGACCUCGGCCCCGCCGCUGUCGGACGGGAGUCACGGCGGCAUCUAUUCAUCGCAAAACCAACAAAGCUCGUCCCCCUUUCUCCAGACACGCUUGCAGUCGCAGCGGGCCUUGCUCCUGCAGGGCACCGAGUCGUUGCACAACGCCAGCGAGAGCAUCGACCGCAGUCAGCGCCUCGCGGCCGAGACGGAGCACAUCGGCACGGACAUCAUCGAGGAGCUCGGCGAGCAGCGGGAGCAGCUGGACCGGACCAGGGACAGACUUGUGAAUACGGGAGAGAACCUCAGUCGCACGCGGAAAAUCCUUCGUUCUAUGUCUCGUCGGCUCAUGACAAACAAGCUGCUGCUGGCUGUCAUCAUUCUCAUGGAAUUGGCCAUUCUCGGAGCUGUAGUUUACCUCAAGUUCUUUCGGCGAUGAGGGUGAAGAAAAGAAAAACAAAGUCCGGACCUGCUCUCGGGUCCAUGAGGUCGUCCUUGUUUUAAGUCUUACUGAAGGUCCAGCCUUAGAUAAGGAUACCUCUCCACAAGAAUCACAGAAGAAAAUGGGCACUAAUGACCAGACUCUUAAUACAGAGAAAUCCCUGUGGAAGGAAGUUUUGUUACAUCCGCGGACCAGAGAGGAUGUGCAGUAAAGGCGCUACUGGACCCAGAACAUUGCCUUUGGCAGCCAGUGUGUUAAACUGAGGUACUCCGUUUAGCAAUAGUCAAUAUAGGAAGAGAUGGCACUGUCUGUCGUCAGUCACUGUUUUUAAAUUUUCAUUUUACAUCGCUCAGGUUAACUAUUGUUUAUUACUUUCUUGUCAGUGUAUAGAAAAUUGGCUUUCACAUUUCAACACUAACUGUAUCUCACAUUUCUCAAGGACAACCCCCCCCCCCCCCCCCCCCCGUCUCUCCAGUUACCCCUUUCAAACUGCACUGUUGCCAGUGACGUUGCAGUGCUAGAGCCAUAAUUAGUGCUGAUUUUCACAAGCUACCAAAAUGGUGCCAGACUAGCAACAACUUGUUGUUGGUCCAAAACAAGGUCUUCUCAAUUUUAUGACAAGAAGCCAGUGAAGUACGAUGACACAUGGAUUUAGGGCUGCUUUGGCUAUACAACACUUGUACCCAACCAGCAGUGGCGCCAGCUAGGUGGGAAAGGGGUGAAAAAAGCCCACCUAAAUUUGUUUUAAGCCUUCGAGUCAUGGCAAGUAAGACUUUUUCCUUACGUGGUAUAUUUCAAUCAAUCGAUGGGACGAUUGUGAAUGUUAAUUUUUCCAGAAAUAACAAGAAUGAUUCUUCAAUAACUUCCAUCCUCUUUCGUUGAUGCAUAUGCAAGAUUUAAAAAAGUGGUGGUUCUAACAUUGAAUCUUGCAAGUACUCCUUAAAAAAAAAAAAAAAAAAAAAAAAAAAAACUCUAUUCCAAGUACCCACUUCCUCUUUUGUUGGUAAAUAUCAGAUUUUUUUUUUUUUAAUAAAUAUUGGUUGAAGAUUGUAGCCUACCUUGUGUAACUCCUUGAUGAAGAAAAAAAAAUCUAGUUACUGUUUUCUCUUUUUUGAUGAAUAUCUACAGAUUGGAAAAAGGUUGUAGAUUGAACUUUGAGGAACUCUUCAAGGAGUUCAAAAACGUUUUAAUUACCUGCUUCCUCAUUUGUUAAUGAUUAUUUUGAUAUUUUAAAAGGUGGUGGUUCUUGGAUUAAACUCUUUAAAACCACGGACCAAAUAUAUUUUUUAAAAGCUUUAGUGAACCUUGCGAAACCUAAAAAAAAAACUAUUACAAUUACGUUUCCUCUUGAUGAAUAUCUUAUGUUUUGAAGUGAUUCUAUGAAUGAACCCUGCAGAACUAAAAAAAAAAAAAAAAAACUUCCAAGGAACUGCUUCCUCUUUUUGUUUAUAUAUAUAUAUAUAUAUAUUUUUUUUUUGCAACUGCCUUGUGGAACUCCAAAAAAACAACAACAACACACCUCUUUUAAUUACAUGCUUACACUUUCUGUGAAGAAUAGUUUAAGAUGAUUUAAAAGUGGUGGUUCUAAGAUUGAACUUUGUGAAAAAAUAACUUUUGUCUCUGUUGGCCGUGAUUGACGAACCCACCCAGGCACUGAAUCACUUAGAUGGAAGACCAGAAAAUAAACUCUUUAAUACAAGAAUGUAA